UGAAACAUUGAUAGUUGAAGUUUUUUGAAGCUCUUUGCCAUUCUCCCUUUCUUCAUCAACUUCUCUUUCUCCAACUGCAAUGGCAGAAAGAACAGUCGAACGCCAUUGAUCUUUUGCUGAUGCCAAGCUGACUCCCAGUCACUUCUUCUACGGGUUGUGACGUUCUUCCCCCAAUAGCAGUAUACUGAAUUAUUCAUAUCCGUCUCGGAUCGGCAUCUCACUGAAUCUAUUAAGAUGGCCUAUGAGAUAAACGAGCAAAAGAAGGUCGGUUUGGGACUAUUAGGUUUUGGUGUCUUGUUCUCUUUUCUUGGGGUAAUCCUCUUCUUCGAUAGAGGCUUGCUUGCCCUGGGAAAUAUCUUCUUCUUGGCAGGGGUUGCCAUUCUACUUGGUUGGUAUUCCACAUGGAAGCUUUUCACAACCAGAGCAAACUACAAGGGCUCAGCCUCUUUUCUUCUGGGGCUCUUCUUAAUAUUUGUUCGCUGGCCUAUAUUGGGAAUCAUCUUUCAAAUAUAUGGUUGCAUCGUUCUCUUCGGAGGUUUUUGGCCUUCAAUCAAAGUGUUUCUAUACCAUAUUCCGGUAGUUGGAUGGAUCCUACGGUUGUCCCAUUCUGCUUCUUGAUUCCCAGGACGAGGCUCCGCUGAUCAUGUGUUAACACCUCUAGUUGUAUUUUCUUCUUCGGUUUUUUAUGCUUUACGAACUCUAUUUCCGUUUUUUUUUUUGUUAACAUCUUAAAGAAGUGUAAAGUAGUUUAAAGGUUUUUUAUAUUUAUAAUUGUUCCUAUGUAAAUGAAUGAACUGUUCUACUGAACA
Molecule: messenger RNA, 809 nt
Organism: Punica granatum (pomegranate)
Lineage: Eukaryota; Viridiplantae; Streptophyta; Magnoliopsida; Myrtales; Lythraceae
Source: RefSeq, a predicted model, not a curated record